AUGUCUAGGAAAAUGAAGACUCUUCUGCUGCUGUUAUAGCUGUGCUGUUACUUUAGAAAUGAGAACUGUGGGAACAUCCUGAUUUGGCCAAUGGAAGGCAGCCACUGGCUCAAUGUUAAGAUCAUCAUAGAUGAGCUCAUUAAAAAAGAGCAUAAUGUGACUGUUCUGGUUGCCUCUGGUGCACUUUUCAUCACACCAUCAUCUCACCCAUCUCUGACGUUUGAAGUAUAUAAAGUGUCUUUUGAAAAAGAAAAAAUAGAAAAAGUGAUCAUUUUGACAUGGCUGGAAAACAGGCCAUCUCCUUUGACCAUUUGGAGAUUCUAUCAGGAGAUGACUAAAGUCAUAAAGGACUUCCACAUGGUGUCUAGAGAGAUCUGUGAUGGUGCUCUGAAAAAUGAAAAGUUGAUGGAAAACCUGAAGAAAGGCAAGUUUGAAGUCCUACUGUCAGAUCCAGUAUUCCCGUGCGGUGAUAUAGUAGCUUUAAAGCUGGGAAUUCCAUUCAUCUAUUCCUUGAGGUUUUCUCCAGCCUCAAAUGUGGAAAAGCACUGUGGGAAAGUACCAUACCCUCUUUCCUAUGUUCCUGCUAUUUUAUCAGAGCUCACUGAUUAGAUGACAUUUGCUGACAGAAUAAGAAAUUUCAUCUCCUACCACCUACAGGACUGCAUAUUUGAAACUCUUUGGAAACCAUGGGAUUCCUACUAUAGUAAAGCGCUGGGCAAACCCACUACAUUAUGUGAGACUAUGAGCAAAGCCGAAAUUUGGCUAAUGCGGACAUACUGGGAUUUUGAAUUUCCUCGCCCGUUCUUGCCUAAUUUUGAGUUUGUUGGAGGACUGCACUGCAAACCUGCCAAACCUUUACCUAAAGAAAUGGAAGAAUUUGUCCAGAGUUCAGGUGAAGACGGUGUUGUGGUGUUUUCUCUGGGAUCAAUGGUGCAAAACCUCACUGAAGAGAAGGCCAAUCUCAUUGCCUUAGGCCUCGCUCAGAUUCCACAGAAGGUUUUGUGGAGAUACAAAGGAAAGAAGCCAGCCACAUUGGGAUCCAAUACUCGGCUUUUUGAUUGGAUUCCGCAGAACGACCUUCUCGGUCACCCCAAAACCAAAGCCUUCAUCACUCAUGGGGGAACUAAUGGGAUCUAUGAAGCUAUUUACCAUGGGAUCCCCAUGGUAGGAGUCCCCAUGUUUGCAGAUCAACCUGACAACAUUGCUCACAUGAAGGCCAAAGGAGCAGCUGUGGAGGUCAACAUGAACACAAUGACCAGUGCAGACCUUAUCAAUGCCUUGAGGACAGUCAUCACUGAUCCAUCUUACAAAGAGAAUGCCAUGAGGUUAAAAAGAAUUCACCAUGACCAGCCAGUGAAGCCCCUGGACAGAGCAGUCUUCUGGAUCGAGUUUGUCAUGCGCCACAAAGGGGCCAAGCACCUUCGUGUUGCGGCCCACGACUUGUCCUGGUUUCAGUACCACUCUUUGGAUGUGAUUGGGUUCCUGCUGGCUUGUGUAGCAAGUGUCGUAUUCUUGGUCACAAAGUGUUUCUUGUUUACCUAUCAAAAGUUUAUUAAGAGUGGAAAAAGGAUAAAGAAGGAGUAG
Messenger RNA from Fukomys damarensis (Damara mole-rat), 1584 nucleotides. RefSeq names its product UDP-glucuronosyltransferase 2A1-like. Gene Ontology annotation, molecular function: UDP-glycosyltransferase activity. The record is from RefSeq and is a predicted model, not a curated record. NCBI's taxonomy places the organism in Eukaryota, Metazoa, Chordata, Mammalia, Rodentia, Bathyergidae. The transcript has 7 exons.